GAGAUGGUUCAUUUGUUGAUGCGAAUCAUCGCCUUUCGUCUACGUGAAAUUGCGCAUGUACUCACCAUCACUAGGCGGUGUCUCUUUUCCGCAAGCUCAGCCCGAGUCAAUUGAUGCUCAUGCGCGACAUCCGACUGUCCCUCAGCUGCGCUGUUCUCCGCGACGUCAUUGGAUGACUCACUGCCCGUGUGCCCUAUGAGGCUCGUCACUUUCCAAUCUCUUCGCGAUGGCAUUUUGGCAACGCUGUAAGCUGUACGGCAGCUUAUGGCCGUCGCGGUGCGGUGGAUUGAAGGCAUGAAAAUCCAGGGCAACACCACGCGAAGCAUCUCAGAUGCGUUCUUGAGUGUGAGUCAACAAGCAGCUGACACGCCCUGAUCUCUCGUCCGAGCUCUGGUGUAUCGCAGGUCGCACUGGCCCUCCAAUGCGGCUCGAGGACUGAAUUUACCGAACAAGGGACCGUAGCUCGCUAGGCGAGACACGCCGGCAGGAGAUUGGCGUUGCUCAGCAUGCUCCACAUCCGCCACGGACGACCACAGCUGGUGAGACAAGGUGGCGAAGCUGCAUGAGUAAGAAGGGCACAUUGGGAAGCUGGCCUCGGCGAAAGAAAUGCAAGAAAACGCUUUCAUUCCGGUCCGUCUGCAGGACUCGCAUUCCUGCGCCGAGUGAAAUGCUCACCGCCGCAUGCGCCCCGCCGGUACGCGGGCCGUUUCAGUCAUCCAACUUUCUUCUUGCCGCGCGCUUUCCCUGCACCUCUUCCUUUUGCCAUCAGGCUAGUCGUCAAGCACCACCGCCAUAGCCUCAAGCAUCAAGGGUCUGCUUUCGUAGCCAGCUAGACAUUGUCCUAUGCGGUCCACGUAAGCAGUCGAAGCCGGACCACGCGUAUGGGCGCCCAAAGUCGCCCUUGGCAGUUGGAGAUUGCCUCUACGCGGCUUGGCAACCGGAGGGCUCGCCUCUCUAUCAUUCAUCUACGAGUUGCAGAAAAGAGAACACCGCGUGCAUGCGCUGGGCGGACGAUCGCAAAUUGACGGCCGCCUUCACCCGCUGGUUCACAACGAAGGGCGGAGAUGAACCGUCUCGGCGAGUUCAUGGUCGCAGACGUGGCAGGCACGACUCAGUUGCCACUGGGUCUAUCUUGCGAGUACCCGCGUGCCAAGCCAUUGGUGAUUCCUUAUCAGUGAUGACGCCACUUCUGGAUGGCGGAAGCUGAUUGCUGCGAGUAGAUGCGGGGGCAGCUGGACUAUGCAGUGAUUUGGCUCCUGACCUCCUGGCCGCCACGCGGGCCGCGAACUAGCGCAGACAGAUCGACACAAGGCGGCUUCGAAAUGAAGAAUCGUGAAUGCGUGUCCGACCGGGAUGUCGCCACGAAACAUUUAAAUAAGGCCUUCCUUGAAUCGUCUUGGAGCGUCCACUGCCAGGGGUUUGUCCCGUCUCGAGCAUCUUUUAUUCGCCUCUGUCAGUGCUGGUCACUGGCUCUCGCUAUUCUACAAACUUCGUUCGGGUCAAGUAUCUGAGCAGGCCUCCGACAGCACGCCGACUUUCAAACAGCCUUUUGCGAGCUGAAACACAACUCAACGAACAAAUCGACUUCUGCUCCCUAGGCCGGCGCGCUAAAGGAGACUCAGAGUUUCGCUGGCCAAGAUGCGGCGAACUCUGCUGGCCUACCAUGGUCUUGCCGCAGCACUUUUGAUUUCUUACAGUGCGUUUGCAUUCCUUUGCACCGCUGCACAGGAUGACACACCACGCAUUCAGGCUCAGUCAAGUUCAGCACGCUUGCAACGCCGCGGCUUCGGGCCGAAGGCAUUCUUCAAGUGGGCGAGUCGAACGUUCACCAAGACGCGUCCACGGUCUGCGUUGGGCGACCAGUCCGCACUGAGCCCUGCGGGAUCCAGUCCGGAGCGUUUUCCUCUUCACUUCAGUCCAAGCCCCACCAGCUCGUUCUCACGGCCGUUGAUGCUCACAAAGUCCAGGUCUGACGCUUUCAACGUAUGGCGUGCCGCACCAAGAAGAAGCCGCAGUAGCGACGCUGAUACCCUAAGCAACCCUCUUAGCCCAGCGAGCCUCAAGAAAAAAUGGAGUGCUUUCAUCAAUCCUUCUCGCGCCAGGGUCAAGAAAGCAGUAGCGUCGUUGAACCCUGUGCUUGAUCGAUCCGUCUCAGCACCCCGCAACUCUAGGCCUGGCAGCCCGAUUCCAGCAAGCCUUGAGACGAUGUCGCGAAAUUCCGUGUCUGAGUUUUUGAGCAGACAAGGUGAAUCGUCGAAGACUUUGAUCAAGCGACAGGCCGCGCAUGUGAGACUCUGGGGCCACAAGAUCACUCUGCACCGACGCG
This is a messenger RNA of Ceraceosorus bombacis, 2326 nucleotides long. The record is from the annotation of a GenBank genome assembly. Lineage: Eukaryota; Fungi; Basidiomycota; Exobasidiomycetes; Ceraceosorales; Ceraceosoraceae.